Messenger RNA from Achroia grisella, 4122 nucleotides. It is a transcript of the gene Vps11, whose product is annotated as vacuolar protein sorting-associated protein 11 homolog. Gene Ontology annotation, cellular component: HOPS complex; endosome. NCBI's taxonomy places the organism in Eukaryota, Metazoa, Arthropoda, Insecta, Lepidoptera, Pyralidae. The transcript is spliced from 17 exons. The record is from RefSeq and is a predicted model, not a curated record. Gene Ontology annotation, molecular function: protein-macromolecule adaptor activity; protein binding. Gene Ontology annotation, biological process: vesicle-mediated transport; endosome organization; vacuole organization. The coding region runs from base 118 to 3318 and encodes 1066 amino acids.
UGUUUGAUAAUUACGCCCAGAAUUAUUUUAAUUCUAACCCAAACAGUGGAACUUAAUUAUUUAAUUUAUAUAGAUAUGUGUUUCUAAAUGUUUUACUUAGUGUUAUAAUAUAUAUUAAUGGCUUUGAUGGAGCAACCAGCUAAUAAAAGUCUUGUUUUAUUCCAGUGGCGAAAAUUCACUUUCUUCGAUAUUCAUGAAAAGGUGGACAAUGGAAAGAUAGCAGAGUCUUUACAGGACACACACAUAACAGUAUCAACAAGUGGCAAUGGUCAUGUAAUCCUCGGUGAUGUGACUGGUUGGGCCCACAUCAUCACCCGUUGUUGGGACAUCACCUCCUUCAAGGCAUAUGAACUGACUAUAUCACUGGCACAGCAACUGCCACAUGAUCCUUUUCUAGUCACAAUAGGGGAUGAUGAGGCAGGUGUGAACCCACUAAUCAAGGUGUGGGACUGGUCCCGUACUGACCGUCAUGGCAACCCCAAGUGCGUGCGAGUGUGCCGCGCCGUUCCAUCACACAUGCGACCGACCCCAGCCACUGCAUUGGCUGUCAAUGAUAAUAAGAAUCUCCUGGCUGUUGGUUUCCAAGAUGGUUCUGUAUCAUUAUUCCGCGGUAACCUGACAAGACAGCGUAGUGGCGAGAUGAAAACGCUGCCAAACUCGGGAAAUAGUCCAAUUACGGGACUUGCAUUCAAAGACGCAGACAAGCUGUACGUGGUGUCCCGCGCGAGCGUCACACUGUGGUGGCCGGCCACAGAACGCAACGUUACACUCGAGCGGCAGGGAGCUCCGCCCGCCUGCAGCGCGCUCGCAGACAACCACGGACUCACCGUCGCCGUCGGGAACGCGAUAUACUGCUACACUCCGGAAGGUCGAGGUCCGUGCUACGCGCUAGAAGGCGACAAAGUGGGACUGAAUUGGUUCCGUUCAUAUCUAGUCAUCACCAGCAACGAAACGCAAUCAAAAUCCACCGCCUCUACUAGCACCGGACCGAAAUCUCAUCACAUCACUAUAUUGGACAUUCAGAAUAAAUUCAUUGUGUUUUCCAAAACGUUCGAUCUGAUUGAUGCGGUGAUCACUGAGUGGGGAUCGUUCUAUAUACUAACAAAGAAGAAAGAGAUCAUAUAUUUGGAAGAGAAAGAUCUGCAGUCCAAGUUAUCGUUGCUGUUCAAGAAGAAUUUAUAUGAUGUUGCGAUUAGGAUAGCGAGUAGUCAGCAUUAUGAUGUUGAGGGAUUUACAGAAAUAAAUAAACAAUAUGGAGAUCACUUAUACAGCAAGGGCGACUUGAAAGGCGCUAUAGACCAAUAUAUCAAAACCAUUGGUUGGCUGGAGACAUCAUAUGUAAUUCGUAAAUAUCUGGAAGCUAGGGACCUGGAACCUCUGAUACUGUACUUGGAAGAGUUGCACAAGAAGGGCCACGCUACCGAGGACCACACCACGCUACUGCUGACUUGCUACGUGAAAAUAGACCAGCAUGAUCAGCAGGGGAAACUGAAGGAAUUCAUCAACUCCAAGGAUAGAGCCAUAGAUUUUGAUGUGGAUGUUGCUAUUAAGGUGGUCCGCCAAGUUAGCGUGGACGAUGCUCUCUCGCUAGCGUCGAAUAAUAAGCGUCACGACUGGUACCUCAAGAUUAUGCUAGAAGACAAGAAGGAGUACAGCUCCGCGCUUCAGUACAUGCUUGACUUGGAGUUUGAGGAUGCGGAAUUCUACAUGAAGAAGUAUGGGCACACACUCAUACAGCAUGAACCAGAGGAGAGCACAAAAUUCCUGAAACUGCUGUGUACGGACUACAAACCUCGCAGUAAACCAUUAGUGGAUGAGGCUACUCUCACGGGAGGCAUCAGGGAACCAGAAAGGGCCCUCCCAGAUGACUUCAUACACAUGUUCUUAAGCAAUUCGGAGCGGCUCAUCGAGUUCCUGGAACAUAUGACUACGCUCGAUUUGGAAUGUUCGAAGCUUGUGUACAACGCGCUUAUUGAACAUUAUAUACACGUAUGGGCUAAAGUUUCAGGGAGAGAGAAGACUGUAUAUGAAGAGAAAGUUUUAAAUAUUUUAAAGGAUUCAGAAGCAAAUUAUGACAAAGAUCAUACUCUCAUCAUUUGUCAGAUGCUUGGUUUUAAAACUGGAAUUCUCUAUCUAUAUGAAGAAAAUAAGCUGUGGCGGGCUCAAGUGGCGCUGCACAUGCGCGGCGGGGACGCGGACGCAGCGCUCGGCGUGUGUCGGCGGCGCGGGCCCGCCUGCCCCCAGCUGUGGCUCGACGUGCUCUGGUGGCCGCCGCCCGGCGCCGCGCUGCCCGAGCUGCUGGCAGUCAUAGACAAUGAGAAACUCUUGUCACCGAUCCUCGUGAUCGACUGUCUUGCCAGCACUCCCUCGUACACCCUCGGCGAUGUGCGCAAAUAUUUAUUGAACGUUCUCAAAUCAGAGGACGAAGUGAUCACCCGCGAACAAGAACUAGCCACCAAAUACAAAGCGGAAAGUGAGAAAAUGAAGGCUCAAAUACAAACUUUGCAGAAUGAGCCCAUAACCUUUCAAAGUUCUCGGUGUGCGGCUUGCAGCAGGCAGUUGGAGCUACCCACUAUUCACUUUUUCUGUCAACAUUCUUUCCACCAACACUGUUUUCAGAGUUACUCCGAGUCGGAGCGCGAGUGCCCGAUGUGUGAGGCGGGGCGCCGCCCGCCGCCCACGCCGCCGCCCGACGCCUUACACCAGCGGCUGCGGCAGGAACGAGACCCUUACGCGGUAGUGUCGGAGUACUACGGGCGCGGUCUGUUCAACAAGCUGACGGUGGUGACGGGGGCGCUGCAGGAGUCUCCGAGCCAGCCCACCGCCCCCGCAGCCCCGCCCGCGCCCGCCGCCCCCGCCCCCGCCCCCGCCCCCACCUACGGGCCCGGAGCUGAAGCUAAGCUACGGUUACAAGAGGGGCAGAGUAAACAAGUGUUUGUGACCAAUACAGCGAAACAAGUACCAGCUAAAGGCACCUCAGUGGUCCCCAUCCCGGAAGGCAGGAUGCGCUUGCUUGAGCAGCAACGGUACAGUUCCAGUCUCGAGGCCAACAUGAACAGGUUGGAGCCGAAGGUCCACGUACCGCGCACCUCUCCCCUCGACUCCCCCAGAUCUUCAAAUAAAGUGGAGGAAGCCAUCAGCGCUGGUAGCUCACCAAAGAUAUCCUCAGUCAUAAAGACGGGCACAAACCCAUUCGAAGAUGAAUACGACGAAUCUAAAAACCCAUUCGCAAACGACGAGGAUGUAAUCAUGCACGAUCCCACCAACCCAUUCGCAGAAGACGACGACUAUGAUAAAAACCUAAAUCCCUUCUCGUGAAAUGAAAUUUUCACGAAUGUCGGCAAUAUUUCUAGAUAGUCUCGCAAUGUUCGAAGUUCCUGAUUUUUCGCUUCUCGACAAAGAACAAUCGGUUUAUAUUUCAAAUAAAAGUAUUACGUAAGAGGAUGUAAUUAUAUUCAUAUAUUGUAAAUAUAUUAAUCAAAUCUUUUUUAACGAAAUAUAACUAAUACUUACAUAUUACAAUAGAGCAAGAUCCCAGAACCACCAGACUUUUUAUAAUGAUCUUUAAAUUUUUCUUGCUUGUAACAGGUUCGCACAUAUACGAUAUAAUGAUCAACCAUCAGAAUUUAAAAUAAAUUAUUUUUUAAGAAUUUUCAUUAUCUGAAAUCGUCGUCUGGUCUAACUACAUAAUAUCGUACAUUUCUUCAAACAAUUGGAUACGCCUUUCCAUUGGUGUGUGAGUACGUCCCGCCCAGUUUGCAAAUGCGCCAAUCGAACGCCGUAGUCGGCACGGGGCGUCGACUGGACUGAACCUUAAAAUGUAAACCCAGGUUAAUAACAAUACUAAACACACAUAUAUGUAGUAAUGAUACGUACGUAGAAAAUACUAAGAAAAAGUAUAUUCGUCUGUUCGGAAUAUUACUUGAUGUAGUAUAUGUAGGAAAGAGAAGGAAGUAUUAUCCAAUCUCUAGCGCACACUGCUGGCGUCAUACGGCCAUUACGCUGUAACCGGCGAGUGAAAAUAGUGUUCUGAGAGUCGAUAGUUAGAAAGAUAAACAGUAUAGUUUACAUACACCGCCAUCUUUAGUGGACUCCUGGCUAAGAUGUUUCUAAGAGCUUCGA